Molecule: messenger RNA, 2210 nt
Organism: Marchantia polymorpha subsp. ruderalis
Lineage: Eukaryota; Viridiplantae; Streptophyta; Marchantiopsida; Marchantiales; Marchantiaceae
Source: the annotation of a GenBank genome assembly
GUCGCAGCCUUCCGCGUUCGAAGACGAGGAGAAGCCGCGGACAUGCGAAGGGCCUCAACGUCGGAAUUCGGGCAGAGGUGCAUACAAAGAAGUCAUGGCAUCGAUACUCGCACAUUGCGCAUGCUCAAAUUGGAGACUUUCCGAUGCAAGGCAGAAGCAGGAGUCUCAGUAGAAGACACAAUCAUCUCCUCCCCAGGGAAUGAUAUGCCGGAAAAAUCUCCAACCACCUCGACACCUGGACUGACAUGUUGCACGCUCGCAAAGGCGCCGGGGUCGGCUUAGAUGCCAAUUAUUUGUCAAAGUAGUUGCGUUCGUUGUGAGGUUGCUGGUCGGGAAGAAAUCAGUGAUCCUACUUCUGCAGCGUUGUGCCGGCCUGUUGUUCCAGGCAUGAAUUUGGAGUGCAUACCAUCGGAUGGAUCGGACUUGUGAUUGAGGUUUUGUAAUCUCAAGCUAUGAACUUUAGCAGGUCGUUUGGAAGAGUGACCGAUGGAAGCGAUGGUUUCAGUUCAGUUUGUAAAGUUUGCGAGCUUUAGCUCCGCGUUCUGGUCAUCUGAACCAUAUACCAGGGGCUAUGUUAGAGCUGCAUCGAGAACUCGAUUUCCGGGAACCAGCCUGGCAGUUGUACAGAAGGCUGAGUCUGGGCGCAGAACAGGGUCCUCCUCACAUGUUGAUGUCACAGAGUCUUCGGAGCGAGUUAAUGCGCAAGGGAGCAGGAAAUUUGAUCGUGUUUCCGCUCAUGCGAUCGAUGAAGAUGAUUCAACACCGGUUAAAGGUUCUUCCCAUUGGCCAAGGAUAGAAGGUGCUAGUAAUCCACUUACUUCCGAAGAGGAAUCAGUCCUAGCUGCAGAGGUUCAGGAUUUGGUUCAAUUACAGCGCCAGAGAGAUGAGUUAGAGGCAAAGCUAGGGAGAACUCCAAGCGUUGAAGAAUGGGCAGAUUUUGUCGGAAGCUCGGUUUUCCGUCUGUAUGCAAGAAUCGGAAGGGGCCGGGCAGCCAAGAGAAAAAUGGUUUCUGCAAAUCUACCUCUUGUUCAUUCAGUCGCUGGACGGUUUCUUGGGAAAGGACUUUCUCAUACAGAAUUGUGCCAGGAAGGAGUUUUGGGUCUUUUAAAGAGCACGGAGAAGUAUGAUACAUCUUAUAAGACGAAAUUUUCUUCGUACACCUUCUUAUGGAUAUGGGAGGGCAUGUCUGCAGCUGUAAAGAAAUUUCGUCACGUUUUACGUAUUAGCAGGACUGUUUACGAAACCGCUUCAUUGGUUCUUCGGCACAAAGAGGAGUUCCAGUCUUCACACGGGAGAGAACCUACUUUACAAGAGCUGGCUGAUUUGUCACUCGUUGAUAAAGAUACGAUUCGGAAUACCAUGAGACUAGUCAGACCUGCGAAGUCACUGGAACAAAUGGUCUCAACUGUUGAUGGGGAGUAUGAGAAGCAGGUUGCAGAUCCAGACCGCAGCGUUCGUCCUUGGUUUCACUUGAGAGACGAAGACAUGAAGAUGGACAUAAACAACGCCCUUCAUAGUCUUAGUUCUCGCGAGCAGGAAGUCCUAGAAAUGCGAUAUGGACUAGAUGGGAAGAGACCUCUUUCCAGAGCAGAGGUUGCAUCGUUGAUGAACUUGUCCUACGAGACCAUACGUCUGACAGAGAAGAAAGCACUUGGAAAACUUCGACACAUAGCAAAAGAAGAUGGACUACAAGCUUAUCUUUCGAGAACUUUCUGGGAUCAGUAAGCAGGAUGAAGGUCAAAACAUUUUUAGUCCGGGUGGCAUGAUCAGCGGACACAAGUCAUGGAACUUAGGGAUCGUUAGAGGAUUUUGGAGGAAACAUCUGCCAUUGUCUAUAUCAAGUCACAAAAUGAUGUUGAAGAGCGUGAGUUAACUUACUUCUUUCUUUCUAGACAUGAAAGUAAAUUUUUGACGUCCAAGGGGCAUAAAUCGGGAGGGAUGUGCUUUUCCUCAUAUGACAAAAUCUCAGUUUUUCAUCAGAACAUUUUAGUCACUACUAUUUUUUGAGAUAAAUGUAUAUUUAGUGUUAUCAUUCUUUUAGAGUUUUCCCUUUCAUAUGGGAUCUCUUGCACGGCUAGCAGGGUUCAUUGUUUCCCCCGCCGGAAUAAAGAGCAUUCGACCUUGCACUGGAAAAAGGUUUUAACUCAUACUAGGUUGCGUUACUUGAGACGAUACUUUGAAUCCUAGUUAUGGGUCCUUAACACGUACUG